AUGGAGGAGGUCGAGAGGCGCAAGGGAGGCCUAGAGCGGGUUGCGGGGGAGAGACUAAGAGUCACCAGACGAUUCCAAGACAGCACAGAAACGGAGGCAAACACCCCUUACUCAUCGUCGUCGCUGUUGUCGUCGCCGUUGUCGUCGACUUUGCUGUCGCCGCCGCCGCCGAUGCCGUACUCGACGCCCAUGCACUCCCCCGCGCCGGUCGCCCUGCCCACCCACUCUCAUGGCAGGCCCGGUCACCGACGCUCCUUCUCAAACCAUGACCGCUUCUCAGACGCCGUCGUCGGCCCCGGCGCCUUCGCCCCCCUCGGCGGGCUUCCAAGGCGCACCAAGGCUGGCGCCCCCAUGAGCCCCGCCCCGGGCCCGUCUACACAGAAACCUCGCGUCUUCCAUAUCAAAUCGUCCGACUCCGAUAGCGAUGUCGAGUCCGACAACGACGGGAGCCCCCCGCCGCUCCAGCUCAAGCCGAAAGCCAACACCUUCCGCCUCACGCUUGAUACCCAAAACGUCCCUUCCAAUGCGCCGCGGACGCAUUCCCCCAUCCCCUUUCCGCGCUCCUCACCCCUCAACUCCCCACAGCCGCUCGCGAAUGCCCCAUCCAUAUCUUCCCCGCGUCCGGCCUUCACGCGCACUGCUUCUAAUCCCCAAAUUAUCCUGUCCAAUGGCAAAGUGCUCAAGUCCUCGCUCAAGUCCUCCUCGAGCAGCCCAUCGAUAGCCCCCGGGAACCAGGUUCCAGCCGCGCCCCCACAGCAUACCGCCCAUAUGCGCGCCCGCUCUGCACCUGCUACGCCCUCUGCCGACAUCUUCAUGUCGACGCCCUCGACGCCCUCCACUCCCAAGAACGUCCACUUCGCCACGACCGAUGCGGUCCGCAUCUUCAACCGCAGCGCGCGCCCCGCCGCCCUCAGCUUUAGCGGCCCCGCCGCCGAAAACGACACGGAGACCGAGACCGAGUCUGAGGCGCAGGGCGGCUACUUUGGAUACUUUGGCGCCAUCAACAUGAUGAAGCAGCACGCCGCCAAGCGCAAGCCGCUGCCCUUCCCCACCGAUGCGGCGCCUCCCAAGCCCGCCGAGCCCGAGGAGCAGACCCACUACGAACUCGACACGAGCGUCACGUCCACGAUCCCCUCCCUUCCGCUACCCUCGUAUUCUCUCCCGACCUUCACGUCCGGCGAUCCUGCCCCGCCACAUCCUGCACACGAACGCAACGUCUACCUCGAGUCACUUGAGCUCGUUUCUCCGCCGCCCGCCGAUCCGAACGACGAGCUGCGCAUCAACGGCACUGUCGUCGUGCGCAACUUGUCCUUCGAGAAGAUCAUCGCCGUGCGCUUCACACUCGACGACUGGAACACGACGAGCGAAGUGCUUGGGAAGCACGUUGAGUCGCUUAUGGCCCUUCCGCCUGCACUGCAGGCGCGUCACUGGGGCGCGCAGGCCCACUCGAUGAAGAGCCCCACGCGGGAGCGCCCGGCGGCGCCGAUGUGGGAUCGCUUCUCGUUCAGCGUGCGCCUGUCCGACUAUGCGCAUAAUCUGGACACACGCGUGCUCUGGCUCGUCGUCCGGUACUCUGUUCCAGGUGGAGGCGGCGAGUGGUGGGACAACAAUGGCGGUCGGGAUUUCCGCGUUGCCUUCCGUCGCGUUACGCACAAGGAGAGCAGUCAGACUGCGGCGGCGGCAAGGGAGAAGAAGACCAGCGCACCUGCGUCCUUCGCCAACAUCUCGUUGCCUCAAUCAUACCAGGCCUCCGGUACACUACCGCAGCCCAUUCAGCCUGCACCGACAGCAGCGCCUCCCGUCCCUCCUGCCACGACAUCUCCGACCGCAUCUGUUAUCGCGCAGCGCCUCAGCAAGCUGAACCUCACAAACUAUUCCAAGCCGAAUAUAAUGGGCUUGCCGAACGCUGGCAGCACCGAGGUCACGCCUACCAACUCGAAGGAGAACUCGCCGCCGCAGUCGAAGGACACGACGCCGAUGGGCUCGAAGUCGGGUAACUCGACAACGGGUCCGGGUACAACGUCGAGUCAGGCGCAGCAUAUCGCCCCGCGCAAGGUCGACCUGCACUGGCCGUGGGGCUCGACGGCGUCGGCCGGCAAGAAGGAGCAAGCGAAGGGCGACGUCUCUGAGUCCGCUGCAGAGCCGUCAGUCAAGGACGACUCGUCGAAGGACUCUCCCCCUGCGCAGAAGUUGCGCGUCCCGCUCCUCCCUCUCGCGACAUCCGCGCACUCGAUCUCUCCCUCCAACAGCACCGCGUCCGAGGAGGACGAGGACGACGUGUUCGAGAAGAGGGCUUCCGACGAGACCCCGCCGACCUCGCCUGUGCUUGAGAAGGGAAAGCUGGCGGAGGAGAAGCUUGUAGUCAACGAGAAGUCCAAGGUCGCCGACGAGAAGACCGUGAAAGACACGGGGAAGUCUUCGUCGCACCCUCACGAUGCCGACAUUGAGCACGUCGAGGACAUCAAGAUCGCCCGCGCGGAGCUCGUCGUGCCCCUCCCGAAGCCGCAGCCCGAGUCUGCGCCCGUCGUGCCCUUGCUUGAGAUCGAGGGCGCGUGCGAGGGACAGUCCGCGGGUCGCCAGCGCUCUGAUACCCUCGACGAUCUGCCUCGACAGGAAGCCGAGCAGGUCCCGCUCAAGGUUGUUGCACCCGCCGAGGCCGUCGACAUCGUAGUUCCGGCGAAGGAAGUCGACAACGAGGCGCGCGCCGUCCGUCAGGCCGUCGACGCCUUGCGUAGCGGCAAGCCGACGAAGGGUACGCUCUUGAUUCCGGGCCUCCCACCUGCGCCGCUAGCAAGCGCUCUGCUCUCUGGUUCGCCCUCGCCGAACGAGUUCUUCACCGCGCCGCCGUCGCCGAGUCAGCGACCGCAGAGUCCGACGUCGAUGUCCAGCAGCAAUGGCGCGCCGUUCAUGUCUCUGGUGGGCGCGGCGCGGAAGGCGUCGCCUCAGUCGUCGUCCCCGAGCACGGGUACAUCAUCUCCGCUCGGCCCGUCGACGCCGUCGGGGCAGCAGAAGCCGUCGCUGCUGUCGCAGGACUCGCUGUAUAACGCGUUCGUGAAGCAGUGGUGUUUCGCGGGUGGGCCUACGCCUGCGGUGGGCGUGAGCGAGCCGAAGGGGGAGGGGGUGGGCAUCAGUAGCCGGGUGGUGGAGUGA
This is a messenger RNA of Schizophyllum commune H4-8, 3150 nucleotides long. RefSeq lists its product as uncharacterized. Gene Ontology annotation, biological process: regulation of glycogen biosynthetic process. The coding region runs from base 1 to 3150 and encodes 1049 amino acids. Gene Ontology annotation, molecular function: glycogen binding; protein phosphatase 1 binding. Lineage: Eukaryota; Fungi; Basidiomycota; Agaricomycetes; Agaricales; Schizophyllaceae. Gene Ontology annotation, cellular component: protein phosphatase type 1 complex. The record is from RefSeq and is a predicted model, not a curated record. The transcript is spliced from 4 exons.